AUGCAUCUCUCAAACACCAGCAAGGCCAUCCUCCUCGCCAACCUAGCCAGCGCGGCAACAAACCCCGACGCCCAAGGCGCAUGUGAACCUACGACCGGCGGCUCCAACGCCUGCGGUCCCAACGGCUCAGAGGAAUGGCUCAACACGGGCGUCAAGGGGAACGGCUGGGAGCCCCCCUUCCUAGACAUCAACAAGCUGGCGCACAUCUCCCUCUCAGACUACUACAACGGCGUCGGGAAACCCUGCCAAAAGUACGACCAGUACUUCAAGAGCGCCGGCCAAAAGUACAACAUCGACCCCGCGAUCCUGGCCUUCAUCGCCAUGCAGGAAUCAUCUUGCAACGCCGACGAGGGCGGUCCGACGCCCGGCCUCAUGCAGUGCGACCCUGGGAACUGCCAAAACGGCAAGAAUAGCUGCCAGUACCCUAUUCAGGAUAACGUCGACUGUGGCGCGCACGUCUUGCGCGCGGCGCUGGAUUCGUCGCAGGGGAAUGCGGUUCAUGCGCUGGGCUCGUAUAACGGGUGGUUCACGGCGGGUGAUGGCACGGGACUUAAUGGCGGGAAAGGGCUGACGGAGGGUUAUCCGUGCUCGCAGGAGGGUAAGGAUCAUGGGGUGCCGCAGAACUUGAAUUAUUUACAUGAGACGCUGAAUGGGUGGUUUCAGGGGUAUGAUAUGUAUGGGAAGGAUAGGGGUUUGGAUGGGGCGUACAACUGUCAGCAGAAUUGUAACAAUGGCAAUAUUUGCUAG
Molecule: messenger RNA, 747 nt
Organism: Pochonia chlamydosporia 170
Lineage: Eukaryota; Fungi; Ascomycota; Sordariomycetes; Hypocreales; Clavicipitaceae
Product: extracellular soluble lytic transglycosylase
Exons: 1
Coding region: 1-747 (248 amino acids)
Source: RefSeq, a predicted model, not a curated record